Molecule: messenger RNA, 4204 nt
Organism: Ruditapes philippinarum (Manila clam)
Lineage: Eukaryota; Metazoa; Mollusca; Bivalvia; Venerida; Veneridae
Product: tolloid-like protein 2
Exons: 5
Coding region: 198-1067 (289 amino acids)
Source: RefSeq, a predicted model, not a curated record
UUGUUGGUACCAAAUGUAAUUUCAGAAUAUAUUGUUUUGUAUUACAAAGGUAGUUAAACAUUGUAAUAUGGUUUGUUUGAAAUCGUGUUAGAAUAUUUGAUCAGUUUAGAAUAAGAAGAUUUUUGUUUUUACGGUUUAGUGAGUAAGUGAUUUUAGUGGCAUUAUUCUGGUUUAUUAGAGAACAGACGGACGUGCAAAUGGAGUUAUUACGUUAUGUUGCCUGCAGUUUGUUGGUAGUUUUCUUGAUGGUAACACAUGUAAGAGGACAGAACGAGACUGUUAAUGUUCUUGAUAACGCUGUCACCAUAAAUUCACCAGGAUAUACGGAUGGUGCUUAUGAAGCAAAUGUUAAUUACGACUACAUUGUUUCUACUAAUUUAACAAACCAUACACUUGUGUUAAAAGUAACAGACUGUGAAUUGGAGGGUUUUGAAGAUAAGGGAAAGGUUAUAUGUCACGAUUACGGUACAGUAUAUGAUGGAAAUUCCAGUUCGGCGACGAAACUUGGCGAAUUUUGCUGUUUGACCACGCCCACACCAACGUUUGAGUCAACAGGUGACACAGUGUACAUUGUAUUUAUAUCAGAUGCUGCGACACAGUUUAAAGGCUUCUCUAUGACAGUAGAAGCAGACGGCGGACCUACUACCACAUCCACCACAUCCACCACAACGACCACAUCCACCACGACAAUAACGAAUGACGUCACGAGCGUUGUCACACAGGCAUCAACUGAGAGUUCGAAGGACUACAAAUGGAUUAUUGUUGGCAGUGUGCUUGGAGGAGUCAAUCUGAUUAUAGUUAUUGUUAUCUUUCUCGUCUGCUUUGUUAAGAAGUCAGGAAGUUCGAGCGUUCCAGGCAGCGCGAGCGUAACCAACAGGAAGUUGUGGAGCAGAUCAAAUACAAUCGUAGAGCCAAUCACUACAAAAGACGCUCUACCUGGAGAAGUUGUUCAAACAAAUAUAUUCGACAUGGACUUGCCCCCGGCUGAAGGAAAGGCCAACCAGCUCCCGCCCCUCAGCAAAAGCCUUGCUCCGGGACCCAAGGAAAACAGCUUUGUUCUUGGAUAGGACAUCACUUUAAAUAGUACACGUGUUAACUUUACAAAUGGAUUAUAAUAAUCACUGUGAUAUAUUGUGUACUGAUAUACAAGACAAACUGUCUAUGGGUUUAAAACAUACAGAAACAUAACUAAAAAUCUGUGAAUACAAGUUAUCUUAAAUAAGUUAAACGUUUAAAUAAACAUGUAAGACGAAGGCAUGUUGUAAAUUUAUAUAUCGAUUGAUUAUCACGACAAAUCUCGUUUGUAAAUACGUGAAAAAAGAGAACAUGCCUUUGUUUCGAGUGAAUAAAUAUAAUUUAUUUAACUAAAGAAUGAGAAUUUUAAUAUUUUCUAAGCUCAAAUAUCAAAACUGGCAUUUCAAUAUGAGAUAUUUGUCAAGAUAAACAUUUUUCUUUUACUCUUACUUCGCAUUCAAUAUCUUUGUCUCUCAUGGCUAGUCAGAAUUUGCAACAUAAGGUGUAUAAUGACGACGCCAUUGCGUACCGAUGGAGUCAUAAAAAUCUUUUUCCGUUUUGUUUUGUAUUUUGCUAUAUAUUUUAAUGAACAGGACGGGAAUUAGUUUUGAACCGUGUGAUAUGAUUUUUAUCUCAUCGACAUAUUUUAGUAUUUCACCGACACGCAUAAUAUAAAUUAUUUGUUUAGAUAUCAUAUGAAAUUGUAUAACCAUACCUGGUAGGUAACAGUUUAAGCUGGCAUGAUGCGCUAUUUUCACCACCCCGAGUUCUUCCAAUAUUUUGGCAAUGCCCUGUACCUCUCUGUGACUUGCAUGUACCGAUAGUGAGUUGGUUAGAACUAUUCAGUGGUGGUGGCGUUGAUAAUUUUCACUCCGGAUCAGAGCAGUAAGCCACAUUGAAUUUAUCAGAGCACAGUUCAGACACCGCAUAUAUGGAAGUAUCGGACUAUUUUAUAUCCGUUUGUUUCCAUCUUAGCUGUACAUUUCGUUGUACUCGGAAACCGGAACCGCGUGUCCUCUUUUGCAAACGUAAUGUAGUCAUAUAUGUACAAAAUACCGGUUGGGACAUUUUAACUUCUUGAAUUCUCGAGUUGAUCUUAAUGAGUUCAUACUUUCAACUUCGCGAGUUCACGAUUUCUUCUUUGCGAGUUCACGAUUUCUACUUGGCAAGUUCAAGAUUUCUACUUCGCAAAUUUUACUUGAAAUUACACUUUGACUUCACGAUUUCAACUUCGAGAAUUAAAAAUUUUACUUCGUGAUUGCACGAUUUGAACUUCGUUGCUCGUAUCAAAAUACAAAGCUUUAUAAAGUUAUUACAAUAUUAUAUAAUGUAUGUGGCUUGCAAAAUUGUUUUUGUUUGUUUAAGUUGUUUAAGUUGUUUAAGUUGUUGUUGUUGUGUAUUACGACGUCAACUAUAAUGACAUUAUGUGUGUAACAUUUCACAACAUACUUGAAACUGUUUUAGAUUUUAUGUGAUAUUAAGGUUUCUUUAUAUUAGCUUAUUUUUUCCAUAAAAGUACUUUUAGGUUUUAUAUGAUAUAUUUUUGUACAUAUAAUUGAAGGUUAUUAUGCUUAGUAAUUAUCAUGUUUAAUUAAUGCUUGAGUAAUUUUAUCACUUACCGUUUGUGUCAAUUUUAUAUGGUAAUAUAACGUAGAUUAAUGUGUUUCCUCUACCAAGUUUUCUAUAUAUCCUGCUUUAGUAAACAUGUAUGUACAGCAGACAUAAACAUUGUAUUGCAUGCACUGUCCUUUAAAAAAUUCGAAAAGGUUACCAAUCCUUCCAAUUAAAGGGAGAGAACUCAUGAUUAUCUCCUAAAUUAUUAUAAUGAGAUGGGUGUGCAUCAUUAAGUGUUUGUAUCGUGGAUGAUACAGAACAUAACAGAACAGAACAGAAAAUUUAUUUUGAUACACCAGAUUAGUAAAAACGUAAAACAAUUUUGCGUAUCUCCUUAGAAAUAACAUAGGCGCCAUUUUUAAUGUAUCUUUAUGGCAGUUUGUUUUCAUUCUGGGCCAGAAUCACCAUAGUUAUUGAUUGUUAAUUAGUAAAAAUUAUAUCUUGAAAAUACCUUUACUAAUCUUCUAAUUCUGGUUUGAUUAAAUAUGACUAUAAUAUUAAUUCCUGUAUGGAAUAUUUAAGGUAUUUGAUACCCCAGUAUCUUAAUUUACUUCAGAAGAUUUAUUUAAAACAUGUUCUCAACUCGGGUUCCAAAUAAGCUAGGGUAUUUUAGAUUUUAUAUGUAAAUAGUAAGUCAUCAUUUUAGUCUCUUAAAAAUCUUAUAGAUUGGCAAUGUGCAUUUAUAUUGUAUUGUGUAUGUAUAUUAAAUGUAUACAUUGUUGAGACUCUAAUAAAAAUUAACUAAUAAUAAACAUGUAGAUGAUAUUUUAAUGAACGAUGAUGAUUUAUUAUUAAUAUAGAUAUAUCAAACAUCAGAACAAAACAUUUCCAAAAUAUGACCUGUGUUUUUGUCAUUUUCUCUUAUUUUCUCUUAGUUAAACAUUAUUAUGUCAAAGUGUUCUGAUGUAGGUAAUAAUUUGUUUCCCAAAAAAUGAAAGAAAAAGAAAUCCGGUGGUCCUAUGGUCAGUAUAUGAAAUGUAAAGAUGUGUGUGUGUGUGUGUGUGUGUGUGUGUGUGUGUGUAUGUGUGUGUACGUGAGUGUGCGUGCGUGUGUGUGUUUUAAUAGAGGUGGUGUGAGGAGAUGUGGUGGAGGAAUGCUGUGUGCAUGUUCAUGUGGAGGGGAUGGUUGUAUCCUAUUAUCCCGGCACUAGUAAGAUAUUUGCAUAAUUUCAUAGUAUUAAAUAGUUUGACUUAAGUUUGUAACUUUAGUGUAUUUUAUUUUCACACGUAUAGCUUGCUUUCAGUCUUAACAUUUUAACAUAUACCUCCAUGUGAAGCUUGCCGUGUAAUGAAACAUUUCUAGAAGUAUCCCUGUUUAUAUCAUGAUCAUCAAACAUAAAACUGUUCUCAUUUACUUAGUGGCAUUUUAUGCUUGUUUAAAUAUUUUAAGUUUUGUACUAGACGCUAAUUCUAUUGUUUAGUUGAAAUGUGUACAUGUAUAUCAUUUAGCUUCGCUUGUUCUGCUUAUGUGCAGGGUGUUUAUUAACAAGGUGUUUUAAUAAGUAAUUAAGUUUUACUAAAAGGAAUUAGCAAAAUUAAUGAUGUUUAGAUGCUUUGAAAUAAAAAAUACAAAACUC